Messenger RNA from Ictidomys tridecemlineatus (thirteen-lined ground squirrel), 562 nucleotides. The record is from RefSeq and is a predicted model, not a curated record. Lineage: Eukaryota; Metazoa; Chordata; Mammalia; Rodentia; Sciuridae.
AAGCGCCCGCCUGGGCCUAGGGACUGCUCGGUAGCGGUGGGGCGGGGCGGGGCUGCGACACCCAGCUGGGCGGAGCCAGGCCAUGGCGACCGCAGAGCCCGGCGGGCCGGCGAUGAGGGCUGCCACCCCCGGAGCCCGGCCUGGCGGGGCCUCAGGGCACGCGGCAGGAGCUGUGGGACCGCCCUCCGGGAGGAGCGCCAGCGGAGCCCUCCGGCUGGGGGAGCGAACCCCUGCUACAGUGGAGAAGCGUGGACCGUACAUGGUGACGCGCGCGCCGUCCAUUCAGGCCAAGCUGCAGAAGCACCGGGACCUGGCCAAGGCUGUUCUGCGGAGAAAAGGCAUGCUGGGUUCCUUGCCGAACCGCCCCGACUCUUCAGGGAAAAGGUCUCAGCGGGCUCCACCUCCUCUCUGCCGACAAUUUCCAAAGUCGUUAUUCCUCAGCCUGGGAGACGGGGUGCUCACGUUUAGGGCUGACCCAGUGAUUCCCUGACGGCAGCCUGUCAGGUUCACUAUACCUAGGGGUACUUUUUCAUUGAGCCACAUCCCCAGCCUUUUUUUUUUU